CUUAAUUUGCACCUCACUUCCAACAGUUCCAAAAUAUGGGAUCCCAAGAUCAUCUAGCACGAGGCUGCAGGGUCCAGCAACCGUGUGCCGCUUGCAGAAUGCUCCGCCGGAAAUGUGAUAGGAAUUGCUUGCUUGCGCCAUACUUUCCCUGUGAUGAAAUGGACAAGUUUGCUGGCGUGCAUAAAGUGUUUGGUGCAAGCAAUGUUAUCAAAAUGAUUCAGAUGGUGGAUGAGACAUGCAGGGAUGAUGCUGUUAAAGCAAUAGUCUACGAAGCAAUGGCAAGGCUGAGAGACCCUGUUUAUGGCAGUGUUGGACCCAUUUUUCAUUUGCAAAAGAUGGUUCAGGAACUCAAAGCGCAGCUUGAAUCCGUUAGAGCUCAAAUUUUAGAGUCGCAGCAACAAAGAGACCAGAUGUUGGGCAUUCUUAUGAACGUUCAUCACGCCGAUCUUCUCUCUUCCAUUGAUAAUCCAGUUUUUGAUGUUGAUGGUUUCGCCUUAGGCGCUGAUGAUCAUACCAAUAUGGGAUUUGAUCCUGUUGUAUUUCCGCCAGAAUAUGACUGGGAUUUGUGAGGAGAAUAUUAAUAAAUGUUAAUUAAAGCAAUAUUCUCCAGGCCAGGGACAGAUGUGGUUUGUGUAUACAUGCAGUUAGGAUAAAGGUGGAUAAAACUAGUACUGUAUCAGAAAAUUAUAGGUCAAACAAACAUAUUAUAAAGAUAUAAUCUUUAGGUUAAAAAAGGAGUGUUACAUUUCUACACAUGAUGUUCGGUUUGGAAAUAACCUAGCUAGUCCAGUUGUUGUACUACACAUGUACAUGUAAUAAGAGAUGUAAUUGGCUUUGAUUUCUUGUUAGGCACCAUGAUUAUCAACUAAUUAAUUGCAGCUAGCAAGCAUUA
Juglans microcarpa x Juglans regia is the source of this 892-nucleotide messenger RNA. Its product is annotated as LOB domain-containing protein 1-like. Lineage: Eukaryota; Viridiplantae; Streptophyta; Magnoliopsida; Fagales; Juglandaceae. Bases 36 to 569 code for a protein of 177 amino acids. The transcript has 2 exons. The record is from RefSeq and is a predicted model, not a curated record.